AUGGCGGAGCCAACCAAGCAAGAAACCGAACAAGUUUUCAAAGUAUUGAAGGCCCAAAAGGCGAACAAGUCAUGUUUCGACUGCAAUGCACGGAAUCCGACAUGGUCCAGCGUUACUUUCGGUGUCUACAUCUGCCUGGAGUGUUCCAGCGUGCACAGAAACAUGGGCGUGCACAUUAGCUUUGUUCGAUCUACGAAUCUCGAUAGCUGGCAGUUAGGCCAGCUGCGCACUAUGAAGGUCGGCGGUAACGGAUCUGCCAGGGACUUCUUUGUCAAGCACGGUGGAUCGACGUUGUUGGAUAACUCUGACACGAAGAAGAAGUAUUCCAGUAGGGUUGCUGAGUUGUACAAGGAGGAGCUGGCCCGUCGCGUGAAGGAGGACAUCUCUCUUUAUCCCACUGGUAUCUUUGUCGAAGGCAUGGACGCACCAUCCGUCGCACCUCCUAAGGAGGAGACCGAGGACGAUUUCUUCAAUUCCUGGUCUAAGCCCACAACUCCCAAAACGUCGAAUCCCAGCACUCCCCGUAUAUCGACGCCACCUAUCAUUGGCAAAACACCCUCUGCAAGCUCAGCCAGUAGCAGCGUAGCCAGCCCUGUAUCAGCUACCUCUCCGUCCGCUGCAACGACCCCUCGUACCCUCACGUCUUCUGCAGCUGCUCGACCCGCUCGCCUCGGAGCUGGAACCUCGCGAUUGAACUCUGCUUCAUCAACAGGAUCAGCGGCACCUGCAGUCAAAAAAUCUAAGCUCGGUUUAGGUGCAUCUAAAGCUAAGCCUGUCGACUUUGCAGAAGCCGAGCGAAAAGCAUUGGAGGAGGCAGAGAGGAUCAAGCAGCUUGGGUACGAUCGCGAGCGAGAGGCAGCCGAGGAAAAGGCCAGACAGGAGGCAGAGGCUUUAAGACUAUCUAGGGAGAUCGGAUCGAGAGCUACCAUGGCAGCUGCGGCGCCUGGAAAUGGGGCCGCCCGCAAAUUUGGUGCAGUCCCAGACCCGCAGAAGACUGCCGCGUUCCCCAGACUUGGCUUUGGGGCCGUCCCCGGCGCGGGUGCUGCUGCUGCUGUUGCCGCGGCAGCCGCUUCAUCUACAAGAAGCACUCCCGUUGUAGAUGAUGCACCCACAACUGCCCGCGAGAAAUUUGGUAAUCAGAAGGCUAUCUCUUCGGAUAUGUACUUUGAGAGGGGAGAUUAUGACGCGAACAGCACGCGUGAGGCACAGACCCGACUUCAGUCUUUCCAAGGCGCGACGUCAAUCUCUUCUAAUCAAUACUUUGGACGUGAGGAAGACGAGGAAUUGGGCUACGAGCGAGGAAACGACGGUGGCUUGCUGGGCGACGGUAGUUUGGCCGGGCUGGAAAAUGCUGCGAAAGAGGCUAUAUCCAGAGUCAUGGCCAACCCCGAUGUUCAAAACGUCGGGGAAAGUAUUCGUACAGGAGCUCUCAAGCUCUCUGAAUAUUUGGCAUCAAUGUCUGUGGAACGUUAA
This is a messenger RNA of Psilocybe cubensis, 1473 nucleotides long. RefSeq lists its product as uncharacterized. Gene Ontology annotation, biological process: COPI coating of Golgi vesicle. Gene Ontology annotation, molecular function: GTPase activator activity. Bases 1 to 1473 code for a protein of 490 amino acids. Lineage: Eukaryota; Fungi; Basidiomycota; Agaricomycetes; Agaricales; Agrocybaceae. The record is from RefSeq and is a predicted model, not a curated record. The transcript has 5 exons.